AAGACAAUUUAUUAAAUCAUAGUAAUUUACUUUUUUCUCAAUUAAGGCAAAGGGCAGAGGGAGUCAAAACAAGGCUUAACUACGAAUCUUUUGUAAAAUAAUUGAUGUAUAUUCUAACACUUACAUGCCUAUCAAAAUACUACAUUUAAUUUAUAUUUAGUUAUUAAUUAAUUUUAAUUUUGUUAUAAAAUUCUAACGGUGAGAAACAAACAUGGAAUUCAACUAAAAAAACUUGAUAUUAAGUGUAUCGACUUUUUAUAUAAAAUCGAUUAUAAAAUGAGCAACAAAAAAUCAUAAAAUGCAGCUAAUGUCAGAAAAACAAUUACGAAGCAACAAAAUUUGAUUUAAAUAUAUCAUUAUGUCAUCUGGCUGAACAAAAUUUAAAGUAAAAUUUAUUUUCAUAACAAAAAAUGGAUAUUACAACCAAUACAAAUCUUUAUUAAAAUUAUAAGAUAAUAUAAUGGAUUUUGUACAAGCUAGAGAUCAGAUAUAUAGAAGCUGACACUUAACAAAGACGAAAUAAACAUUAAAACUGAAGAAAACUAUAAUUUAAUAAUGGACACACGAUUCUUUAAAUUUUAACAUUAAAUAAUCAAAAAUAACUAAUACAGUUAAGAAAACGCAAUAGAGAGAUGCAUAAAAUUCAAUUAAUCAGUAAUUAUUCUAAUUAUAAAAAUCAGAACAAAAUGCACAAAAUUAAAUAUGUAAAAGACAUUAUACAAGAUUUGGAAAACUAUGGACCAGCUAGUUUAAUACAUAUUGCUAUUUUGAGUAACAUAAUUAAAAGACCCAUUAAUAUAUGGAAUGCUAAUGGUAGUUUAAAUAAGACCAUCGGAAAACAAAAAUUGGGACAAUCUGUAGAUAUUGAAUAUCAUGCAAACAGUUCGGAACAAAUUGGUCACUGGACCCUAAGAGGUAGCAAAGAUCCCGAUAACGUUAUUAUUGAUUUAAACAGCUGCCUGUUUUCGGUGAUCGGUUCUCAAAUCGGGCAGAAUCCAUUAAAACUUCGUAAGUGGACUGUGUUAAAACUAAAAGACAAUUUUCAGAAUUUGGCCAAAUGGUUAGAUAAAAUUCAGUGGAAGGGGGAUGCAGGAGUAUUCCUUAUGAUUGGCGGAGUAAACGGACACGGACCUGAAAGUCCGAGAAAAAGUCCCGGAAAAAAAAGUCCAAAAAAAAGUCCCGGAAAAGAAAGUCCGAAAAAAAGUCCCGAAGAAGAAAGGUACUCAGAAAGGUACCCAAAAUACAGCACAAAAGAAAAAGCUAGAGAUAUUCUGAAUAAUUCAGAAGGUCAAUUAAGCGAAGGUGGUGAUGAGAAAAACAGUUUGACAAUAGGUCAUUCUAGAACGCAGCAUGUCGUAGGAGGAAAAUAUGGAGGUGUCGAAACUUGGACUAGGAAUAACCCACAUAUGGGAAAAUUUGCUUUUCUGACAGAAGAAGACCAAGAUUAUGUCACUCAUAGAGCAUUGCUAUCAAAAUCGGGUCAAGAAGCACUACAUAAACUUAACGAUGCCAUUGAACUUACAGUAUGGAUACCUGUUUCAGAAUUAGUAGAACCACAUAUCCCAUUUCCUCAAGCAAGCCGGUGGUAUAACGGAAUAGAACUACAUGGUUUAGAAGACAUCGACUGUGUCAUUAUGCUUUUAAGACAUCAGAAAGAUAAACAAAACAAGAUAGAUGAAGAGCCUCUUAUAGUUUAUAUUAGUCCACGCACAGGUACAAGACUAAGGUACUCAUCAUCCAACACGGAAAGAGACGCUCAAAGAAUUUUAAAUGAUUCAGAAGGCAAAUUAAGCGCACCGGUUAAAAUUAAAGGUAAAGAAGAUGAAGAUGAAGAUAAAGAUGAAAAUCGAGGCCAUUCUAGACAAAGGCAUGUCGUAGAAACAAGAUAUCAAGGUGUCAAAGCUUGGACUAAAGAAAAUCCAUGUGUAUCAAGAUCUGCUUUUCAGACAGAAGAAGACCAAGACUAUGUCACUCAUAGAGCAUUGCUAUCAGAAAAGGGUCGACGAGCACUAUAUCACCUUUACGAGUACGAUGAAACGGUAUUAAACGUACACGUUAACGACAUGAAAGAGGAAGGUGUCUCAUUUCCUAAAGGAUCCCAUUGGCAUAAGGGAAUACAACUAGAUGAUAACAAAGAUAUCCGAUCUGUCCAAAUGUUUUUAAGACAUCAUGCAGAUAAACGAGAAGAGAAAAAUGCAGAGCCUUUCAUAUUAACUGUUUUCCCGAUCUUUAAAAAUGUAAAACAAGUGACAUGUACACGUAAGGAAUCCAGAAUGAUUAAAAAAAUAAAACAAGCUAAAGAAGAUACUCGUAAAAGGGCCCUUCCAACUACAUCUAAAACUGCAUCUGCAACUACAUCUGAAACUGUUUCUAAAACUCCUAAAAUUGCUCUUAAAUCUGCUACUAGAACUAUUCCUAAAACUAUUAAAAUUGCUCUUACAACUGCCUCUGCAACUACAUCUAAAGCUGCUUCUAAAACUCCUCCUAAAAUUGCUCUUAAAUCUGCUACUGGAACUAUUCCUAAAACUACUAAAACUGUUUCUAAAACUAUCUCUGCAACUACAUAUAAAACUCCUUCUAAAACUCCUUCUAAAAGUGCUCUUAAAUCUGCUCCUAAAACUACUUCUAAAAUUACUUCUAAAACUGCUUCUUAAUUACUCCUAAUACUGCUUUUUAAACUGCUCCUAAAACUACACUUAAAAUAAUAGAAAUAAGGAAAAGUACUAAGGAGCUCCGAGUGACGAGCGGAUUGCAACGGUGGCACUUGUAAGCGGGGCAUGAUAUCACGCGGCACCUGUCAAAAUACACAUACAUAUAAAAAUGCACAUAUAAUACACGUGUAAUACAUAUAAAAUAUAAAACACGUAUAUUUAAACAAAUAUAAAAUCCCAUUGGUAUGAAAUUAUAUUAUAUUUAUUUAAUAAUUUAUGGCAUUUUUUUACAAGUUUUAUGUGUCGUAGUCAAAAAGGCACUAACGCUAAGGAGCAGACCGCAUCAUGAUAUGCAAUAACUGUAUGUGAUUUAUCAAUGAUGAUCAUUAUAAAAAAAUAAUACGGGUCAAAAGUAAAAUGACAUAUAAGAAGCAUUUUUAUUUGUACAACCUUACUUUUAUCCUUACCUCUACAACCGUACAAUUAAACGCAAAAAUUGCACAAAUAAACGUAAAGUAUUAAACCGUUUAAUAAUGAAUGUAAUAUAUUGAUUAUAAAAUUGAUUAAUUUUAAAAUAUAAAAAAAUAAAAUGUAUUAAUAAAAUAAGCAAUAAAAUUGGGAACAGCCAAGUGAGCAAAAAGAUCAUAUCCUUUUAUUAUUAAGAAAAUAAUAAAGAAAACUGAUUACAAAAUAAUGUAUAAAUUUGUACACGGAAAAAAGUUUGGCACUACUGCUGCAUCAUAGGUGGUAGUACAGCGCCACCUCGUAUUUAGGACUACAGAGUGCCAGUUUUGGGUAACUGGCAGCACUAAGCGCCGGGAGAACUGUUCUCCCCACCCUGAUGGGGCAACCACUGCACUUUAAGGUUAGGAAUGCUGCGGUGCGAGAUUGGGACAGCAGGGCUCCCGAUUGGGACAGCAGGGCUCCCAAACUGAGAGAACUGCCGUGCCAAAGAGAAGUACAACAGCGCACUCUCAUUUCGUACAGCUGUUACACUAGUUGGUGCUUCUGUAGUGCCAAACUUUUUUCCGUGUAUAAAAGCAAAAUUUUUGAAAGGUCGCCAGUAAUAAUUUCCAAAAAUUUUUAAUCGCUUUCUUCCGCCUGUGUGAAGUUAGCACCGCAUCUUUCAAAAUCGUAAGUUUUAUCAAGAGUACUAUUUGCACCCCAAAGAGUACUAGAGU
Monomorium pharaonis (pharaoh ant) is the source of this 3832-nucleotide messenger RNA. RefSeq lists its product as uncharacterized. The transcript has 3 exons. The record is from RefSeq and is a predicted model, not a curated record. The coding region runs from base 633 to 2654 and encodes 673 amino acids. Lineage: Eukaryota; Metazoa; Arthropoda; Insecta; Hymenoptera; Formicidae.